CAUCCACUGAGGCUCUGGUCAGGAGUGAGUGGGUCUGGGUCCUGGUGGAGGGUGGGAGUGGGUCAGCAGCAAGGGCUGCUUCCGGGGCUGGAGGAAAAGGGUUCCCGGAGGUAUGAGGGCAGAUGGGGCCAGACUAUGCUUCUAUGCAACUAUGCUUCUUAUCUGGAGGUGGAAAGAGGAGAGGAGAGGAGGGAGGGAGCAUGUGGGCGCCUGUAAAUGUACCUGUGUCUCUGACACACACACACACACACCCCCCCCAGGAUGCUCCAGCCCAAGGUUGACCAGUGGGGCCCAGGAAUGUCCAGCAAUGCCACAGUAUCCAGAUACUUUCCGAACCUAAAUGUCCCCUUCUGUAAGUGAGGCAAGGAGCUGGCCACCUUGGUGUCCGGACUCAGCAAGGUUGCCAGGGAAAGAUGCCGCCCGGAAAAUGUUCAUCGGCAGCCUCCGAGUCAGGGCUGCCCCCUCCUCUUCUCACUCCCCUUCCCCUCCUCCUCCCCAGCUCUGCCGCUGGGCCCCCGCCCCCGCCCCGCCUCCAGUAUGCGAUGCGGGGCGGGCAGCGGGCAGAGCCGUGAGCCGAGAAACCCAGCGGACGCCGCCACCUGAUCCCAUCCAGGCGCGGAGAGGCGAGCGACGGGUGCUCGGUGCGCAGGGCCCCGGCGCCCUCGGACCCGCAGCGGAUUUCAGGAAAAGGGUUGGGAGGCGGCGACCACCCGCCACCGGGGACGGAGGCAGAGCCCGCGCGCCUCUCCGGAACACUGGCCCUGCUACCAGAGCCUCAGGAGCCCCCAUGAGUGCCAGCAGCGGGUGUCCUGGAUAGCAAGACCCUGGCUAGUCCAGGGGUGGGUACGCCAUCAUGCCACCCAUCCUCCAACGCCUGCAGCAGGCCACCAAGAUGAUGAGCCGCAGGAAAAUCCUGCUGCUGGUGCUAGGGUGCAGCACCUUGAGCCUCCUCAUCCACCAGGGUGCACAACUCAGCUGGUACCCCAGGCUGUUCCCUCUGAGCUGCCCGCCUCUGCAGGACUCCCCACCGCGCCCCAAGCACAUGACCGUGGCCUUCCUGAAGACGCACAAGACGGCGGGCACCACGGUGCAGAACAUCCUGUUCCGCUUCGCCGAGCGCCACAACCUGACGGUGGCCCUGCCGCACCCGCGGUGCGAGCACCAGUUCUGCUACCCGCGCAACUUCUCGGCGCACUUCGUGUACCCAUUCAUGAUGAGCACCGCCGUGGUAGCAGGAGACAUCAAGGUAAGCCCCACCACUUUAGUGAAUCCUACCACCCAAGGGGGUUCCACCACCAUGGAGAGUUUUGCCAUCAUGGUGGGCUCCAUCACGAAGGUGGGUCCCAUCACUCUGAUGCUUACGACCACAGCAAGCGCCAUCAUCAUAGAACCCACCACCACAGAAGGCCUCUUCAUCAUGGAGAGAGCUCUUCCCACCAUGGCAUAUCUCAAGACCCUAGUGAGCACCACCGCGGCCACCAUGGCCAUCCUGGUGAGCACCACCGCAGAGAGCUCCGCCAUGGGGACCAACAAAACCUUGCGGGGCCACAAGAAGGCGCACAGUGGGAACUUCUGCAGUAAGCUGUUCGAAAAUUGUUGCUCCCUCUUUUACGUCCUCCGGAAAAUGCUCAGUGUCCUGACCCAGUCCCUGUUCUUUGACGCCUUCAUCUUCAUCGUUGUCUGCCUCAACAUCAUCAUGCUUGUGGCCCAGACCUUCGCUGUGGUUGAGGUCCGGGGCGCGUGGUACUUCAUGGUCUUUGACUCCAUCUUCCUCUCCGUCUACGUGGUGGAAGCUUUGCUCAAGAUCAUUAGUAUGGGCCUCGACUAUUUUUAUGAUUCCUGGAACAUUCUGGACUUCUUCAUCGUGGCCAUGGCUGCGCUGGAGUUCACACUCGUGCAGUUCAACUCCCGCUCCUUCCAGCGCACCAUCUACAACCCAAACUUCUUCAGGAUCUUCAAGGUCUUCAGGAGCCUGCGGGCCCUGAGGGCCGUUCGAGUCCUGAAGAGGCUCAGCUUCCUGACCAGCCUCCAGGAAGUGACCGGGACCCUGGUGCGGUCCAUGCCGUCCAUCACGGCCAUCCUCGUCCUCAUGUCCACCUGCCUCUUCCUCUUCUCGGUGGUGCUCCGGGGACUGUUCCGCCAAUCUGACCCCAAGCGUUUCCAGAACAUCUUCACCACCAUCUUCACCCUCUUCACCUUGCUGACCCUGGACGACUGGUCCCAAAUCUACGUGGACAGCCGGGCCAACGGCGCCUGGUACAUCAUCCCCAUUCUCAUGAUUUACAUCAUCAUCCAGUACUUCAUCUUCCUCAACCUGGUGAUUGCUGUCCUGGUAGAUAACUUCCAGAUGGCACUGCUCAGAGGCCUGGAGAAAGUGAAGCAGGAGAGGGCCGCCCAGAUCCAGGCGAAGCUGCUGACUGAAUCGCUGAUGAAGCUCAACGAAGCAGAGCCUGAAGAGGUGUUGAGUGAACACACUAAACAGAAGCUCCUCAUCGAGAAAAAAUUUGGGGCCAUGACCACGAAGCAACAGGAGCUCCUGUUCCAUUUCCUGCAACUGGCCACGGCGGUGGAGCAUUAUCAGCAGAAGUUCCGUUCCCAGGCAUCCGUCAUUGAUGAGAUUGUGGACACUGUGUUUGAGGCUGGCGAAGACGACUUCAGGAAGUGA
Molecule: messenger RNA, 2665 nt
Organism: Myotis brandtii (Brandt's bat)
Lineage: Eukaryota; Metazoa; Chordata; Mammalia; Chiroptera; Vespertilionidae
Product: cation channel sperm-associated protein 1
Exons: 16
Coding region: 854-2665 (603 amino acids)
Biological process (GO): glycolipid biosynthetic process; regulation of cilium beat frequency involved in ciliary motility; flagellated sperm motility
Cellular component (GO): CatSper complex; membrane
Molecular function (GO): voltage-gated calcium channel activity; galactosylceramide sulfotransferase activity; calcium-activated cation channel activity
Source: RefSeq, a predicted model, not a curated record